GUGUGUGUGUACAGAAAGGAGACAGGAGACCCAGAUGAAAGAGAGACAGAGUUAACCGCUCACUGGACAGGCUCAUUCUCCGGGCCCAAGCUACAAGGCGGCAUUUCCUUCCUCACCGACUCCCUCCCAGCGCUCGCAUCAUUUGAAGGGGGAGCUAGAAGAUGGCAUUGAAUGUUCAGGGAACCGCCUGGAUCCUGCUCUGUGCCCUGUCACCGCUGGUCUUAGCAGAUAGAGAUUGCCUCUGGUAUGCAGACAGAAAUGGAGCCUGGCAUCCUGGAUUUGAUUGUUAUGCAUUCACAUUCUGCUGUGGGAGCUGCCACGAGAGAUUUUGCUGCAUAAACCCCCUUCAACAUAUCAGUGAGAGGGAGCAGAAAGCAUGUAUUACACUAAGUCCAAAGGCAAUCGUUGGUAUUGGAUUUUCUGUUCUUCUUUUUCUUGUGGUGAUUAUUGCACCGAUGUGCUGUUUCCGCUGCUCGUGCUGCUAUUUAUACCAACGUCGCCACAGAUCCACUCCACACACCCAAGAAAUAUAUAUGUCUGGAAUCCCUCAACAACAGCAGCAACCACCCUAUCCUAGACAACCUACAUGCCCUCCAUAUCCUGUGCAGCCUUCGUAUCAAAUGGAUCCUAAUCUUGUCCCGUAUCAAAUGGAUCCUAAUCUUGUCCCAUCCCAAACAGGAUAUGGACCUGUGCCAGUGUUCCAAGGAAAUGGGCCCAGUCCCCAGUAUCCAAUGUACCCUACAGCUCCACAGCCCUACAACCCAAAUGGUCCCCCUCCAUAUGCACCUUAUCCUAACCCAGCACAGCCCGGAAUGUGAGAUCUUCGCAGUGUCAAAUAUGCGGAUACAGCAAAAUAUAAGGGAAUAUUUAUAGACUCCUUGAACUUUUGUCUUUGUGGAAUAGCUGAUCCAUGUUGGUCAUCUGCACGUAACGCAAAAGGAACUGAGAAUCCCAUUCAUACACAUAAAUAUACCCACACAUUGUUUGUGUUACUAUAAAGUAUGUUAUUAUGUCACCAAGUGCUGUGGAAUUGAAGACUGUUGUGAGGUUACUUACAAACAGCACAGAUAAUGAAAUGUUCAUAAGCAUGUUUGUAUAUUAUUACUUCUAAUUUUAAUAUUUACAUAUAGCUACAACUGCACUGGAAUAUUGAAUAGACAGCUGUUAAUAAAGAAUGGGAAGUAUAUAUA
Messenger RNA from Xenopus laevis (African clawed frog), 1190 nucleotides. RefSeq names its product shisa family member 4 S homeolog (gene shisa4.S). Bases 162 to 818 code for a protein of 218 amino acids. NCBI's taxonomy places the organism in Eukaryota, Metazoa, Chordata, Amphibia, Anura, Pipidae. The record is from RefSeq and is marked provisional. The transcript is spliced from 5 exons. Gene Ontology annotation, cellular component: membrane.